CAUAUAUGAUCAGUUUGCUAUAACUAAAAAAAAAAUGGGUGAACUUUUUCGAAGUUUCCUUUCUAAGCUCAUUGCUUUACUUACCGUUAUUCUUCUUUUCCAAAGUUGUUGGCUUCAAAUGGUCACUACUGAAUCGUCAGCAGGAGAAAUUCUAACGGAUUUAUCCUGCAAUAACGAUACUUGUUUGCCAGCCGAUGAAGCGGAAGCCUUGAAAACAUUGGUGUCCAAAUUGGGCUAUCGAUCGAAUCAAGAAAGUCCGACGAAUAAUGUCACUUGCUUUAGUCCUGAAUUCAAUUGCAGCUGUACCACCAAUGUUUGUCACGUCACCAACAUAACUAUUAAAAGCUCAAACUUGGCUGGAUUUAUUGAUGGAGAAGCAUUAUCUAAGUUAAAAUACUUGGAAAUUCUUGACCUAUCCGACAAUCAAAUUCAUCGUGCCAUUCCUCCUACCCUGAAUAAUUUAACCAAGCUCCAAAAAAUCAGUUGGCUAUCCAGCAAUCAAAUUUCCGAUACCAUUCCUGCUGACCUGAGUAAUUUAUCCGGGCUCCAAGUACUACAUCUAUCUGACAACCAAAUUUCUGGUAUCAUUCCUCCUGCCCUGAAUAAUUUAUCAAGCCUCACACACAUCGCUUUUGCCCGGAACUUUCUUGAAGGGAACAUACCAACAUCUUUAGGGCAACUUACGUCUCUCAAGUAUUUGGAUCUCAGUAUCAAUUUACUUACCGGUGAAAUUCCUGCUGAAUUGGGCAAUUUGAGUAAACUUGAGUACUUGUAUGAAAUCUCUUUGCUCGCUUAAGGCCUUAAAUAA
Messenger RNA from Pistacia vera, 808 nucleotides. Its product is annotated as probable leucine-rich repeat receptor-like protein kinase At1g35710. NCBI's taxonomy places the organism in Eukaryota, Viridiplantae, Streptophyta, Magnoliopsida, Sapindales, Anacardiaceae. The record is from RefSeq and is a predicted model, not a curated record. Gene Ontology annotation, molecular function: protein binding. The transcript is spliced from 9 exons. Bases 35 to 796 code for a protein of 253 amino acids.